AUCCUAGCAAAUUGCCAGAAUAUUCUCUGACCGUAACACUCGAGACUCGUUUCUUCAAAAACCUUUUAUAAUUUUCUGCUUUGUAUCUUUCGUGUGAAUUGCAAAUUCUGCUUUAGCAACAGAAACUAGGCAAUCGCAGUGGACGCCUUUACGGGUCUUUCAUCGCGUUGGGUCCGACGAGUGAUGUUUCUCCACGUGAGCCUGGGAAAGAGCUGGACGUUUGAGCUGUAAUUUUGGAACAGGAUCAUACAUUUACAUUCCUAAAAGAUUUUCAACAACAUCGCCGUGUUUAGUGAAUGGCAAAGUGAGCAGUUCUCUGGUCAGGACUAUGUCAGCAUUUCGGAAGAAGGUGGAUAAUCGGAUCCGCGUGCAGAUCGAGAAUGGAGUGGCGCAACACCACCGAACCUUGUUCGUGGUGGUCGGCGAUCAAGGCAGAGACCAGGUGGUCAUUCUGCAUCACAUGCUCUCCAAAGCCACAGUCCGAGCCCGACCCUCCGUCCUCUGGUGCUACAAGAAGGAGCUGGGCUUCAGCAGUCACCGUAAGAAGCGGAUGCGGCAGCUGCAGAAGAAGAUUAAAACGGGCACCCUGAACCUGAAGCAGGACGACCCAUUCGAGCUGUUCAUCGCCGCCACCAACAUCCGCUACUGCUACUACAACGAGACGCACAAGAUCCUGGGGAACACCUACGGCAUGUGCAUCCUGCAGGACUUUGAAGCUCUGACUCCUAACCUGCUGGCACGCACCAUCGAGACUGUAGAAGGAGGGGGGAUCGUGGUCAUAUUGCUGAGAACCAUGAACUCACUCAAGCAGCUGUACACAAUGACGAUGGACGUUCACUCGCGGUAUCGGACAGAAGCGCACCAGGAUGUUGUCGGGAGAUUCAAUGAGAGGUUCAUUCUGUCCUUGUCCUCCUGCCAAGCCUGUGUCGUCAUUGACGACCAGCUCAACGUCCUGCCCGUCUCCAGCCACAUCGCCAACAUCAGGCCCGUCCCGCCCAAGACCCAGGAGGACAGCUCGUCUCCGCGGGACCUGGAGCUGAAGGAGCUGAAGGACUCCCUGCGUGACACGCAGCCCGUGGGCGUGUUGGUGGACAGCUGCAGGACUCUGGACCAGGCGCGGGCUGUGCUGAAGUUCAUCGAGGCCGUCUCAGAGAAGACGCUCCGCAGCACCGUGGCCCUCACGGCCGCCCGGGGGCGGGGCAAGUCCGCCGCCCUGGGAUUGGCUAUCGCUGGGGCUGUGGCGUUUGGAUACUCCAACAUCUUUGUGACGUCUCCGAGUCCUGACAACCUGCACACCCUGUUUGAGUUCAUCUUCAAAGGCUUCGACGCCCUUCAGUACCAGGAGCACCUGGACUAUGAGAUCAUCCAGUCGCUGAAUCCUGACUUUAACAAGGCUGUGGUGAGAGUGAACAUCUUCAAAGAGCAUCGGCAGACCAUCCAGUACAUCCACCCCACGGACGCGGUGAAGCUGGGGCAGGCCGAGCUGCUGGCCAUCGACGAGGCAGCCGCCAUCCCACUGCCGCUGGUGAAGAGGCUUCUGGGACCUUACCUGGUGUUCCUGUCCUCCACCAUCAACGGGUACGAGGGGACGGGGCGCUCUCUCUCCCUCAAGCUCAUCCAGCAGCUCCGGCAGCAGAGUGCAGACAGCCAGCAGAGCGUCUCAGCGGAGAACACCAGCAGCACCUCCGUCCGGCUGGCCGCAGCCCGGACGCUGCAGGAGGUGACGCUGCAGGAGUCCAUCCGCUACGCCCCCGGGGACGCGGUGGAGCUGUGGCUGAACCAGCUGCUCUGUCUGGACUGCCUGAGCGUGCCCCGCAUCGUGUCCGGCUGCCCGCUGCCCCAGAGCUGCGAGCUGUACUAUGUGAACAGGGACACGCUGUUCUGCUACCACAAAGCGUCCGAGGCCUUUCUGCAGCGCCUCAUGGCUCUGUACGUCGCCUCGCACUACAAGAACUCCCCGAACGACCUCCAGCUGCUCUCGGACGCCCCCGCCCAUCACCUCUUCUGCCUGCUGCCCCCCGUCCCGCCGACCCAGAAUUCCCUGCCAGAGGUCCUGGCGGUGGUUCAGGUGUGCCUGGAGGGGGCGAUCUCGCGCCAGUCCAUCCUGAACAGCCUGUCCCGCGGCAAGAAGGCCUCCGGAGACCUCAUCCCCUGGACCGUCUCAGAGCAGUUCCAGGACCCCGAGUUCGGCAGCCUCUCAGGAGGGAGGGUGGUUCGCAUCGCUGUGAACCCCGACUAUCAGGGGAUGGGCUAUGGCUCCCGGACCCUGCAGCUGCUGCAGCUGUACUAUGAGGGCCAGUUCCCCUGCCUGGAGGAGUCUGAGGCGCCUACACACAACAUCACCCCCGUCUGCAGCGAGGCUGUAGACCUGCUGGAGGAGGUGGUCUCCCCCAGGAAGGACCUCCCCCCCCUGCUGCUGAAGCUGAGCGAGCGCCCGGCCGAGAGGCUGGACUACCUGGGCGUGUCCUACGGGAUGACAUCACAGCUGCUGAAGUUUUGGAAGCGAGGCGGUUUUGUUCCUGUUUAUAUGAGACAGACUCCCAACGACCUGACGGGGGAGCACUCGUGCGUGAUGCUGAAGGAGCUGAACUCUGAGCAGGAGCAGGGCCAGUGGCUCUCUGCCUUCUGGAAGGAUUUCCGCCGGCGCUUCCUGUCUCUGCUGUCCUACCAGUUCCGCCAUUUCCCCCCGAGCCUGGCUCUCAACAUCCUGCAGAACCGUGCAGCCAAGGAGGACGUCCCACAGGCGCUGUCCCGCCCAGUGCUGGCGGCCCAGUUCAGCCCGUACGAUCUGAAGCGCUUGGAGAUGUACUCUCGGAACAUGGUGGACUACCACCUGGUCAUGGACAUGAUCCCCGCCGUGGCCCGAAUGUUCUUCCUCAAGCAGCUGGGCCCCGUCUCUCUCUCCACAGCGCAGUGUGCUCUGCUGCUGGGAAUCGGUCUGCAGCAUAAGACGGUGGACGAUCUGGAGAAGGAGAUCUCUCUCCCCAGCGGGCAGAUCAUGGGCCUCUUCAACCGCCUCAUACGCAAGGUGGUGCAGUUCUUCAGCAGCAUUCAGGAGAAGGCAGUAGAAGCUGAGAUGGUGGCGUCCAAAGACAUCGCCAUGGAGCCCACGGCCAGAACACUCAGCGAUGACCUGGAUGAGGCUGCUCGGGAGUUCCAGGAGAAGCAGAAGAAGGACCUGGAGCAGAUCAAAGAGAUGGACCUGACACAGUACAUGAUCCGGGGCGAUGAUGAGGAGUGGGAUCAGGUGCUGAAGAAGGCUGGCCACUCCGCCAUCGUCAGCAUAAAGAGUGACAGGAAGAGGAAGCUGGGUGGAGAAAAGGCGGAGCAGUGGCAGAACAAGAAGACAAAGAAACACGGGAAGGACAAAAAAGGCAAAUCUGGCAAAUUUGGCAAAUAAAAGCCCCGCCCCCAGACACAGACGUUCAGGUGUGUCCAGUGUAACCAAGGUGACGUGGAUCGAGGGACGCUGGAUCUAUUUAUAUGUGAUAUGACUUUGUUUAAGAAUGGAUGGACUGGAUAAGUCAAUUCUGUUUUCUUAGGACUUACUCUCCUGAAUAGCUUACACACCCCUCCUGUCAGAAAUUCUUUGUGAAGUAACAUUACAAGCAGAUUGAAUAAAUUGUGAUUUUUUAAAAA
This is a messenger RNA of Conger conger (European conger), 3639 nucleotides long. RefSeq names its product N-acetyltransferase 10 (gene nat10). Gene Ontology annotation, biological process: rRNA acetylation involved in maturation of SSU-rRNA. Gene Ontology annotation, cellular component: nucleolus; 90S preribosome. Lineage: Eukaryota; Metazoa; Chordata; Actinopteri; Anguilliformes; Congridae. The transcript has 30 exons. Gene Ontology annotation, molecular function: 18S rRNA cytidine N-acetyltransferase activity; tRNA binding; ATP binding. The coding region runs from base 329 to 3400 and encodes 1023 amino acids. The record is from RefSeq and is a predicted model, not a curated record.